AUGCGUAGUAGCGUUCUCCUCCCGCAAUUCUUCCUAUCACCGUCCGCUAUCAAGCUAGGACGCUUCGUCACCAAUAUCGAUGAGCCUCACCGAUAUUACCAUGACCCAAAAUCAGAGAAUAGUUUCAGCAUUAUUGAGAAAGUUGCAACCCAGUACGACGGCGCCGACUCUCUUAGAACCCAACGUAGAUUUGGUUCUGAGCUUACCGCCUUCCUCUCCUCCACCGUGUCAAGCCGUACGAAUGCCUCGAUCCACGUCACUACCAAACAAGUGAAGACCUACUAUUUAGACAAUAAUGGAGAGUGGUUCCGUGAUAUUGUCAAAUUGAAAGAUGUCCGGAAGUGGAUUGAGCGUACGAUCGACGAGGGAGAGGAUAUAUACAUUGUGGUUGGCUACCACACUGUGUUAGAUGCUCGAAUUGCGGAGCAAGCACGGGAACAGAAGCUUUUGGACGGAAAUCUGGCCAUUCCACUUUCUAGCGCAUUAGCCGCAUCAGGAGUUGCUGUCCCAUUUAGUGAGCUACCUGAUCCUAGACUAGCCGGGUCUAAUGGGCGCGCGGAAGACUUGCAACGGCACUUUGUGGCCCAAGGCGAGCAAAUCAUCGCGGUGCAAUAUCGCAAGGUCCGUUUCCGGUUUCUGUCAAGCAAAAGCGUCGACACUGCAACGCUAUCUAAAGACGCAAGAUGGGAGAGAUAUGACCGCCCUCGUUACCUUCAGAGUGACAUGGAAGACAUGGUAGAGGUCGAACUGGAUGAUGAUCUGUUACUUGAAGGUGACCGUGACAAGUAUAUAGCAGGAUCGGAGGAAAUCAUCUUUUCGAAUAUUGGUGUCGACAUAUGA
Molecule: messenger RNA, 840 nt
Organism: Penicillium vulpinum
Lineage: Eukaryota; Fungi; Ascomycota; Eurotiomycetes; Eurotiales; Aspergillaceae
Exons: 1
Coding region: 1-840 (279 amino acids)
Source: RefSeq, a predicted model, not a curated record